Messenger RNA from Phyllostomus discolor (pale spear-nosed bat), 1588 nucleotides. Its product is annotated as mesothelin. Bases 157 to 1455 code for a protein of 432 amino acids. Gene Ontology annotation, cellular component: cell surface. The record is from RefSeq and is a predicted model, not a curated record. NCBI's taxonomy places the organism in Eukaryota, Metazoa, Chordata, Mammalia, Chiroptera, Phyllostomidae. Gene Ontology annotation, biological process: cell-matrix adhesion. The transcript has 10 exons.
AGCGGCGCUGCUCUCAGCUGCAUCAGAAAUGCCUCAUUUCUUUUCCCGACAGACCUGAGAGGCUGCCGGCCUCUUGACCACCCAUUUACCAAUUGAGGAAACCGAGGCAGAGGAGGUUCAGGUUUGGUUCAUCACUCUGGAACAUCAGAGCCACCAAUGGCCUUGCAGAGUUCUGGACCCACUCUGGGGUCCUUCAGAACCCCCACCCGAGGCAGCCUCCUGCUUCUGCUUCUCAGCCUCAGGUGGGCACUACCUUCCACGGCGAAGACUGCAGACACAGGACAGGGUGUCACGACCUCAUGGCUGCAACGCACCUCCUGGGCUCAGCAGCCUGAGCGAGCCGUCGUCCUCCCAAGGGCUCUGCAGGGCACAGAGAAGAAGGCCUGCCCCUCAGGGAAGGAGGUCCACAUGGUGGAUGAAGACCUUGUCUUCUAUGAGGAGUGGGAGCUGGAGGCCUGUGUGAGCGGGGCCCUGCUGGCCGAGCAAAUGAACCUGGUGAACGCACUUCCCUUUACCAACGAGCAGCUUGCCAUUUUAAAGCACAAACUGGACCAGCUCUACCCACAGGGGUACCCUGAGUCCCUGAUCCAGAACCUGAGUUACUUCUUCCUUGAGGUCACCCCCGAGGACAUCCACAAAUGGAAUGUGACAUCCCUGGAGACAGUGAAAUCUCUGCUCAAAGUCAGCAAAGGGCGGAAAAUGGAUCCUCAGGUGAUCACCCGUUGGGAGGGGAGCGCAGAGGGUGAGGCUGUGCAGGCCUUGGGGGAUGCUUCUCUCCCCGCCCCAAGGCACCUCACUGGGCUCCUCCCACAGGUGGCUGCCCUGAUUGCCCGCUAUGUGAUGGGAGGGGGCCAGCUGGACAAGGUCACCCUGGACAUGCUGGCCAGCUUUCAUCCCACCUACCUCUGCUCCCUCAGUCCUGAGCAGCUGGGCCUCGUGCAAGACGAUGUUCUUCGGGGGGUCAGGCCCCAGGACCUGGAUGCGUGCCACCCACUGCAGAUGGACGUCCUCUAUCACAAGGCCCACAUCGCUUUCCGGAACAUGAGCGGGUCCAUGUACUUUGCGAGAAUCAAGCCCUUCCUGGGUGGGGCCUCCACGGAGGACUUGCAGGCUCUCAUUCCGCAAAACAUCAGCAUGGACAUGGCCACAUUCAAGAGGUUAAGGAAAGAGGCCUUACUGCCACUGACCAUUGCUGAGGUGCAAAAACUUCUGGGUCCAAACCUGGAGGGCCUGAAGGCAGAGGAGGGAAAUAGCCCCGUGCGGGACUGGAUCUUGCGACAACAGCAGAAUGACCUGGACAGCCUGGGGCUGGGGCUUCAUGGCGGCAUCCCCAACGGCUAUAUGGUCCUAGACCUCAGCUUUCGAGAGGCCCUCUCAGGGGGAUCCCACCUCGUUGGACCUGGAUAUGCGUUCAUUAUGAUCCCAGCUCUGCUCCUGGCUUUGAACCUGAACUGAGCAGGAUGCUCUGGAUGCUGAACUGGGCCCUGCUGUGGAGACUCCCACCUGGGGGAGUAGGCCUGCCUGGGUGGUCCCUGCCCCACCCUAGGGGACAGGAGCUUAAUAAAAGAGAACAUGUUCCUCCUCCAAA